Molecule: messenger RNA, 1526 nt
Organism: Agrilus planipennis (emerald ash borer)
Lineage: Eukaryota; Metazoa; Arthropoda; Insecta; Coleoptera; Buprestidae
Product: dual specificity protein phosphatase MPK-4
Exons: 1
Coding region: 198-1154 (318 amino acids)
Biological process (GO): protein dephosphorylation
Cellular component (GO): nucleus
Molecular function (GO): protein tyrosine/serine/threonine phosphatase activity
Source: RefSeq, a predicted model, not a curated record
UGCAGUAAGUAUGCGUAGGCCCGUAGGCCGUUAAUGUCAUCUUAAUUUAUUUACAAACAAAGUUAUACAAAUUACUAUUAAUAUUUAAUAUCAGUAUAUUGCGUUGUAGUUUUGUUAUUCUCAUUAUUACUAACUUAUACUAAGAAUAAUACGAUUUUGGUCACUUAACUCGUGCAACAUAACUGAAGAAAUACAAAAUGAAUACAAACACCCCAAAUAACCUCAAAGUUGACGUACUGCAUUCUUUUUUUAGUGCGGGCCCUGUUAGUGUUGAUGAAAUCGAAAUAAAUUUGUAUUUGGGGAAUCUUUCAGCAGCAACAGACAUAAAUAAUCUCAAAAGAUUGAAUAUAAAUCGUAUUUUGUCAAUAGACAGUUGUCCAUUGCCUCGAAAAAUUUUGGAAUUAAAAUCUAUCACAAACAUGUUUAUUCAACUGUCGGAUUUACCAAAGGAAGAUCUCUUAAGUCGUUUAGAUGAUACCUAUGCGUUUAUAUGUGAAGGAUUACAGAGUGGAGCAGUUCUGGUACAUUGUUUUUAUGGAGUUUCUCGCAGUGCAACUGUGGUUAUAGCUUAUUUAAUGAAAAAGUACCAAUUGGCAUAUGGAGAGGCAUUUGAAAAAGUAAAAAUGAAGCGCUCUAUUGUUUUCCCAAACCAAGGAUUUAUUUCUCAACUAAUGUUGUAUAAAGAUAUGGGAUAUAAAGUGGAUAAAGAGCAUCAAAAGUACAAGGUUUAUCGCCUUAGAAUGGCAGCAGAGAAAGUAAAAAAGGUAAAAAUUCUCCCACAGGACUUCUUUGACCUGAUAAAACCUGAUCCUGGUUUGACCAGGAUUCAACCUGAGCCAAAUGUGUACCAAUGCAAGAAGUGCCGUAGAAUAAUUGCCUCAGCUUCAAAUUUGCUUAAACAUCCAAGUAAGGAAUCUAAAGGAAGCUUUUGCACAAAAACAUACUUUUUGGAACCCUUGUCAUGGAUGCAGGGUAUUACUCAAACAACACAAGGCAAACUGCAUUGUCCAAAGUGUGGAACUAAAUUAGGAUCAUUUAGCUGGAUUAUGGGGUGUCAGUGUCCCUGUGGAUGCCAGGUUGCACCAGCGUUUUAUCUCACUCCUUCUAAGAUUGACUGGACCGACGUUGUAAAAAAUAUAGAAGUAACAAUUUAAGACAAUAUUAUCUGCAAAUAAAUUCUUAAUUAUUCAUUAAUAUUAGGAUUUUUCUGUGAUGAAUGUUAAAUUAUUACGUUAUUAAUCUUCUUAACAUUGUUCAAUAAGUACAUGUUCUUUUAAUUAAAUGAAUUAGGGGCCAGUUGUGUAAAUAGCUAUUCUACACUGUGUAGUAUUGUAAUAUAUCUCCUGCCUAUUAUGAUACUGAUGUUACUUUGCCUUUUCAUUCUAACGUAAGUUCCUCAUGUACCUGUUAGAAAAGAACACAGUUUUUAUUAAUCUUUUCUUAUUGUUAGGUGAAAUAUAAUUUCUAGUCUUAGUAUUUACCUAACUUAUUAAAAUAUGCAAUAAUAAAAAGUAUUAAAAAUAGUA